Molecule: messenger RNA, 1724 nt
Organism: Paramuricea clavata
Lineage: Eukaryota; Metazoa; Cnidaria; Anthozoa; Malacalcyonacea; Plexauridae
Source: the annotation of a GenBank genome assembly
AAAAUUAUAUUUGCAUCAAAGGAGUCGGGCAGUAAUAUCAACUAUGACGAAAGUUCUGUUCAAGGACUUUUCCUCCAUGCCUUAGAAACCAGUUUAAUUGACGAGACUAUCCGUGCUAAGAGGAGACCUACACUCAAGAACCCAAGUAUUGCAGAUGAAGAUCUCAUAGAGGCAAUGAGUAUGGCAAUGUCGGCCGAAACAGAGCGCCUCAAUAAAUUUGGUGCUUCGGGCAGAGCUAAACAAGCAAGUGUAUCUUCUCUGGAAAUGGCAAAAAGUAACAUUAAGGAAAAGAAGGAAGAUGGAAGAGUGUUAGCUGCUCUUAAAGCAGUCCAGUCAGACAUGGCUACCAUGCAAACCGAAAUGAAGACACUGCAAGAGACAGUAUCUAAAGGACACAAACGGGAAAGCAGAGAGGAAAGUGGUAUGUAUGUACCGCUUAGUCAGCCGAAGCAUGGAUGUCAGAAAUGUCAAGAUGAGGGUAUGCCCAAUGCAUGUGAUCAUUGUUUCAUUUGUGGUGGUUCAAACCACAUUGCAUGAUAUUGCAGGCUUAAAAAUAGGAAUCAGGGAAACGGGAAAGGGCUGCCCCCGAGGGACAGGGAGUAGCCCCACAAAAGAAUCAACAAAGUCCCAUCAUUGUAAUAACUGCUCAACGGAAGAAACAGUGUCUGGUGAAUUUAAUAUUUGUUCUGUGUGUAAACUUGUGCGAUAUUGUUCACGUAAUUGCCAAAAGACACACUGGGAUGAACACAAAACACUUUGUACAGCUAUUAAGAACCUUUAUACUUCAACAGAGCGAGGAUUAGGAGAUUCAGCUGAUGAAAAUGUUUUUAUUAGUCACCGUACGCCCAGUCAAAGAAAUACUAUGGCGAAACUAGUAGGUGUCACGUUCGAUGUGAGCUUAAUGGUAUAGAAACUGACGUGUUAUGGGAUACAGGAGCCCAGGUUUCAAUAAUACCAGAAAGAGUACUGCGUGAAAAUUUCCCCAACCUUUUGGUUAAGGACAUUAGAGAAUUGCUAGCAAGUGGAGCAGACGUAAAGCUAGAGGCGGCUAAUGGGACUCGGAUUCCCUACAAUGGAUGGGUAGGAAUAAACUUUAGACUAUUGGAUGGUGCGACAAGUGAAAUUUCAGUACCAUUCUUAGUGACCAGCGAAGAACUUAUCAUUCCAAUUAUCGGUUAUAAUGUAAUCGAACUGUUUAUUAAGGAUAAUAAUCUCGAACAGGUGCUACCAGCUGUAACGAGAAGUUUUGUGAAAACGGAUGCAAACGCUCUGAUUAACUUUAUUCGAAGUGACACUAGUGAAAGUCUAUGUGUGUAAGAACCUCAAAAAAGAAUGUUAUUAUUCCAAAAGGAGAGUCAGUUAAUGUGUCGUGCCGCGCUAACACUGGUCCGGUGCAGCGUGAUAGCCCAGUGCUAUUUGAGCCGAACGAAGAAGCCAAUUGGCCUUCUGGUCUGACAAUCCAGGAAACUUUAACCACCAUCAAAAUGGGAAAGUCCAGCAUUAUAGAUAUCCCAGUCUCAAAUACUACUGGACGUGAUAUUGUUUUGCCCAAAUGCUUAGAACUUGGUCGUCUUCAGUUAGUACGUUCUGUAACUCCACUAGAAGUUAAAUUAAGUGAUGAGGGUACGGAAUACCAGGAAGACAGUCCUGCUGAUAAGUCGGAAACAAGUUGUAAAUCAAACUCGAAUGGACCCAAAGAAUCUAAAGUUCCUGAAGUAGACUAG